Messenger RNA from Angiostrongylus costaricensis, 420 nucleotides. NCBI's taxonomy places the organism in Eukaryota, Metazoa, Nematoda, Chromadorea, Rhabditida, Metastrongylidae. The record is from the annotation of a GenBank genome assembly.
AUGCUUCCCGACUUUGCUGAACCCUGUAAAAAAAUUGGUCUUCGACUAAAUCUCACAAAAACGAAGUUCAUGAAGAACGGAAUGGUUUCGUACGAUCCAUUUAAGCUCAACGGAACCAGUAUCUCCGAAUGCUCCACUUAUGUCUAUCUUGUUCGGAAAAUCAAUAUGAAGAACGACUUAGCUUCGGAGCUGAGCAGAAAUAAACGAGCAGCAUCGGGAGCUUUCAAAAGCACCGAUGAUGUAGUGAAUAGAACAAGGAAUACCGGGCUCCGUGCCCACCUUUUCGACUCAACGGUGAUUUCUACCGUAAGGUAUGCACCAGGCAACUGGUCGCUGCGUACGCAGGAUGGCAAAUCACUCAGCGUAAUUGAAGGCGCAGUCGAAAUGACGAUGCUAGGAGUACCUGCGUCGCAGAAAUAA